AUGUCUGAACAAGCUCAAUCUCAGCAAGGUCCCGCCGCCCGUGGCGGUUUCGGUGGUCCCCGUGGCGGCCCCAGACGUGGUGGCCCCAAGGGUCGCCGUGGUCCUAAGAAGGACGAGGAGAAGGGCUGGGUCCCUGUCACCAAGCUCGGUCGUCUCGUCAAGGCUGGCAAGAUCUCUUCCCUUGAGGAGAUUUACUACCACGCUCUCCCCGUUAAGGAGUACCAGAUCAUUGAUCAGUUCCUUCCCGGCCUCAAGGACCAGGUUAUGAACAUCAAGCCCGUCCAGAAGCAGACCCGUGCCGGUCAGCGUACCAGAUUUAAGGCUGUUGUCCUUGUUGGUGACGGCAAUGGUCACAUUGGUCUCGGUAUCAAGACCGCCAAGGAGGUUGCCACCGCCAUCCGUUCCGCCAUCAACAUUGCCAAGCUCUCUGUCAUUCCUAUUAGAAGAGGUUACUGGGGUUCUGCUCUCGGUGAGCCCCACUCCAUUUCCGCUAAGGUUCAGGGCAAGUGCGGUUCCGUCACUGUCAAGCUCGUCCCCGCUCCCCGUGGUACCGGUGUCGUUGCCUCUCCCGCCGUCAAGAAGCUCCUCGAGCUCGGUGGUGUCAAUGAUGCUUAUACUUCCUCUGCUGGUUCUACCAGAACCCUUGAGAACACCCUCAAGGCUGCUUUCGUUGCUGUCGGUAACACUUACGGUUUCCUUACCCCCAACCUUUGGGCCCCCACUGCUAUCCAGGCUUCUCCUCUGGAUACCUACAGCGACAUUGCUACUGGCAAGAAGUUUUAA
Molecule: messenger RNA, 783 nt
Organism: Magnusiomyces paraingens
Lineage: Eukaryota; Fungi; Ascomycota; Dipodascomycetes; Dipodascales; Dipodascaceae
Product: 40S ribosomal protein uS5
Exons: 1
Coding region: 1-783 (260 amino acids)
Biological process (GO): translation
Cellular component (GO): cytosolic small ribosomal subunit; ribosome
Molecular function (GO): RNA binding; structural constituent of ribosome
Source: RefSeq, a predicted model, not a curated record